This is a messenger RNA of Pyricularia oryzae 70-15, 798 nucleotides long. Its product is annotated as trans-aconitate 2-methyltransferase. The transcript has a single exon. NCBI's taxonomy places the organism in Eukaryota, Fungi, Ascomycota, Sordariomycetes, Magnaporthales, Pyriculariaceae. The record is from RefSeq and is a predicted model, not a curated record. Bases 1 to 798 code for a protein of 265 amino acids. Gene Ontology annotation, molecular function: S-adenosylmethionine-dependent methyltransferase activity.
AUGACAGCAGACACAAAAGAACUGGCCAAGGGCUACACAGUCAAUAAUGCCACCCAACACAAUGCCGGAUUGUUUCUCCUCGACCGCCUCGCAGUCAAACCCGGCAUGCACGUCUUGGACGUCGGCUGCGGGCCAGGGAACCUGACGGCACAUAUAGCCGAGGUCGUUGGGCCGACUGGAAAAGUGGUCGGCAUGGACCCCAGCAAGGAGCGCAUCGCCCUGGCCGAGGAGCUGGCCCCCACCAAAUCCAACCUGUCGUUCGUAGUCGGCCAGGCCGAGGACCUGUCACGGUUCGCCGACGGCAGCUUCGAUAUAAUCUACGUCAACUCCACCUUCCACUGGAUCGGGGACCAGGCCAGGGCGCUGCGCGAAUUCCACCGAGUACUCAAGCCCGGUGGCGGCCGGGUGGGCAUCUCUGGCGGGUCUGGGGACUUUGUGGCGUGGCACCAAACGGUUAAGGCCGCGGUCAUGGCGCAGGAGCCAUUUUGUCAAUAUCCCGACACCGAAGGCACCGGGCCCAAGUUUCUCAAACGGGAAGAGAUGGAGCGUCUGCUCGGUCUUGCGGGGUUUGCUGAUUACAGCAUGGUCAUCAACGUAAUUACGAAGGAGGUCAAGGACGGGUAUGCCAUGAUAGAAUGGUUGGACACGAGCUCGUCGGGCAAGACGUACGGCGGUGUCCCGCUCGAGUUGCAGCCACAGGCGAGGGAGGCCAUGAAGCGGGAGUGGGACAAGUACAUGACGGAGAAUGGGAUAAAGAUGGACAUGGAGCUGCUUGUUACGGUGGCAACAAAGAGCUAG